This is a messenger RNA of Galleria mellonella (greater wax moth), 4978 nucleotides long. Its product is annotated as proteoglycan 4. The transcript has 14 exons. Bases 227 to 1912 code for a protein of 561 amino acids. Lineage: Eukaryota; Metazoa; Arthropoda; Insecta; Lepidoptera; Pyralidae. The record is from RefSeq and is a predicted model, not a curated record.
ACAUUCAAUAAGUGCGCGCCAACGCUAUUCCGUGCGCGAACGUUUCUUUAGGUGUGUACGAUACGAAAAAAAAAAUCAAAUAUCGUAAAUAUUAAAUUGUAAAUUUAAUAAAAGUGUAUUUAGAAUGAAAUAAAAAAGUUUAAGUGCCACUAAACUGUGUGUUCUGUGUUGUGUUGGAUAUUUAUAAGUAAAGGAUUUAUAUCAAGAGUAGUACAGUCGGCACACAAUGGCUACCAAGUCUUAUAGCAAACACAAAGAGUUUAAAGAGUAUUCGAGUAGCAGCAAUGUGGUCCCGUACACCGAGGAACAAUUCGAUAUGAUAAAAUCCGACCUGCUACCGAAAGGUAGCAAGCUGAACUCGCUGGGCCGAGGAGCUGGCUCCAGGGAGUACCACUACGAAUACAAAGAGGAGAAACAUCCCUCUGGCAAAUAUGACAGGAAGGAUCUCCAUACUGUUGAAGAGUACACAAUUCCCCCCAAAACGGCGCCUAAAUCUUCCGAAUCAAGUUCAUAUUACUACGAAAGGGAGGAGCGAGAGUUACCAGCACUUAACGGUACCACUGGCACCCGCACAUAUAACUACGAGACGGUCACUAAUACCACACCAGGGUACACGAAAGUGAAGAGUUCUAAAGUGACAAAGGACCUCUCGCAGAACGUCGAAGAGCUGGACUCGCUCCUGGACGAUCUGCAGAAGGACCAGGAGAGGCAAUUAUAUAAGAGUGGAUACACGUCCGACACAGCUGAAAGCACAUCUUUCGACUACAAGCGAGGAACCCCACUGAAGGCGCCCUCUAGCGGUUACUCCACUCUACGCCAUGAGGAGCGCGUGGAGUCCUCGUCGUGGGGCUCGAGUCCUCCGCCCACAGUCUCCCGGGCGGCCGAGCUACGACAGGAAAUGUAUCGAGAGGAGAAGACCGAGUCGCGCGUGGUGCCGUCGCAAAUAUCGCCGGCGGUGCCUCAGAUCGUCCCAGCGGCUGUGUGCUCCCACUGCCACCAGCCACCCAACACUGGCACCUUGUCCCGCUCCGGCACGCCGAUGAACAAGGUGACGACGACGGUGAAGACGUACACGUACGAGGUGCCGGCCGGCCAGGACCCCACCACCGUGCCGCUUCCACCUCACGCCGAUACCCACCACACAUACGUCAGCCGCUCCGAAAACAUGCGCUCGUCGGGCACCAGCACGCUGCAGCCGGCGCCGGCCCCGGCCCCGGGCGGCUGCCAGUACUGCACGCACUGCAACUCGCAUAUACGGGAGUACAAGCACGUCGCCACCACCGAUGAGCAUACGAACGAGCGCGUGCUGUACCCGACGCCCGCCAACGAGACCAAACUGCUAACGCCGCACGAGCCGCACCCUGGACACGCACCGCAUGGUCCAACGACAUACAAGUACAGCGAGACGACGUACUCGUCGCACAACUCGUCGCAGCGCUACCCGGCGCCGGCGCCGUCGCCCGGCCCCUUCCCGCGUCCCGUCACGCCCUCUGCCGGCACGCAGCAGCCGCCCAAGAAGCUGGACGACCUGCUGGCCGACUUCCCUGAAGCGAGAUAUCCCACUCAGCCGGACGGACUCGUCCGCCGUAAGGUGGAGGUGACACACGAGCGGUCUACUCAAGAGCAGAACAACACCAGCAGCGGUGCAGCCAAGCCGCUGGUCCCUGUUGGCGGCAGCAAGAACGUCGCCGGCCCCGCCGUCUACUACCCCCCUGGGCACACGCCCUUCGUGAAGAAAGAGGUCGCUGGCUACCAGGCUAAUUCAAUGCAGGGCGGCGGCGCGUACGCAUCCGGCCGCGGCAUGUACGAAUACGAGGCGGGCUCGCGCUCCAAGGAGAAGCACUCCGAGAAGAAGACCGCCGUGCCCAUCUGCCUGCCGCUCUGCUGCGCCAUGCCCUGUGUCAUCAUGUAACGCCCAUGGGACUACUCCAUGCUAACCUACUGCUAAGUGACGGGGACUAGCCGUGGGUAAUACCUAUAUAUUUCAGUUGCAAUAUGUAUAUAUUGGGCCAAUAAUGAAUAUGUAAAGUCUGUUACCCGAAACAUAAUAUUGGAUAACGAACCUUUUAACAUAUUCGAAAACAGAGGGCCUACCAUGAAAUGUUUUCCGAAAUUUCGGAGCCAAACGAAACACAAAUAUGAUGUUAAAAUUACAUAAUACAUGCCGUUUGGAAAUAUUAAAAAUGUUAAAAUAUCGUUCCUUUGGACUUUUAUGAUAGGAUGUAUGACGAAUGAAAUGUUACACUCCAUUUAUUGAUCCAAUUUUGGUAUAAACAAAAACACAAAAUUGAGUCCGAAAUUUCGGAAUUUCACUUCAUAGUAGACCCCCAGAUAUCCGACCGAUAUGGGCGAUAUCGAAAUGGGUGAUGAUCAUUUUUCGACAUCUUUGUUCAGAGGAACCCAAUAUAUAGAUAUUGGAUCGGUAUCCAUAUUGCCCAUGCAUAACGGGGACUGGAUACCACGAUAGAUACCUUUAAUACGAUAUGACGAUACACAAUCUACCAAGUAAUACUGGAAAAAGUUUAUAACAAUGAUCCCCUGGUGAUAAAAGAACGAACAGUUAUCAGGAAUCUCAAACGUUUCAUUGCAACAUUCAUUGCAACGCUCAAACGAUACGAUCCUAUACUAUUAGCGUCUUAGACCUUGACUUCCACUAUGAAUUUGGGUGCCCCCUUCCUUCGAUGACGAUCCGAAGAUGUUGAGCUACAAGGGGCUCGAGCUUUUAUAGGGCUUCCACUAGUGCUUUCAAGUACUCAUCGAUAUUUUUGGGCAGGGGGAGGGGGGUUAAUUCACAGCCAUUUGGUAGUAAAAUAAUAAAUACAUUGAAAAAUAGUCUGAAGAUCUAAAAGUACCUAGGUACAUAUAUAUACAAAAGUGAUUUUGCUAAAAUUGAUUUAGCCCAAUAAAAUUCUUUACUCUGAUAAAAUACCUUGAUUAUUGUUAAUACAGUUAAAUCCACCCGCUUCAAGUUUUUCAUACUAUAUGCUAUAUAAAAAAAAAUAUUGCUCAUUUCAUAUAAAAAAAUCUCAGAGACCAAGAGUCAGGGAACUACAUAUAUCUUAAACCGCUGGAUAUCGUUACGAUAACUCAUAGGGUCUAUGAAAUGAUGGCUUAAGGCAGGGGAAAGCACAAAAGAUCCCGAUGGGUCGACGUGCAACGGCUUAGCUGACCCCAUAUCCGAAUAUAAGAUAUAAAAAUAUUGUAUCUAUUAAUUUACCUAUAUGGUUUCCAGGCCCCAUAACUAAUUACAUAAGUAAAUAUCAAGUGUUUUCGGUAUAAAACAGGCGUACCACCUGAAUACGCGAUAUGUGAUAUUAGAUGAGAUCAGAAAUAGCACCAGUUUUUUUAAUUUUCCAUAAGAAAUUGUCGCUUGUCCAUAUUUCAAGGAUGUCUACAGGGUUAUUAGACAGAAUAUAUUAUAUUAAUAAUAGGUAAUUUUUUAAUACUCUAUAAAUAUGAAAUUAUACAAAACACAUGGCGAGAGGGCGCCACGUGAUUUUAAUUCUAAUAUAUUCUGAUAAUUAUAAUUUUAUUUUUUGUAUAAUGCAUUGUCUAAAAUUAUUUUCCUGGGGAAUGGAGACGAGGGGGGGAGGAGCUGGCGCCUUUAAACAUGCACAGUAUGUACAUGUCUUUGGGCAUAGUUGAAACUCAUCUCGCAUUCUGUGAUGGGCAUAAAACAAUACUAGGGUGGGCAUGCCCUUCAUGGCCAACCACUUAAAUAUGCCUACGCUAUUGGGUUCUAAGUAGAUAAAUUUACUGCAAAAUAUAAAUGUUUUAACUCAGGGCCGUAGCUAGACCCAAGUUUUAAGGUAGAGUAAAAUAACUUUUUGGUAGGGCAGAAGCCAUAAUUUAGUGACUUUGAAAAAGAGAAUCUGUCAAAUUUUCUUGGGGCCUUUUAUUUUAAGAUAGGGCAUUGGGAUUUUUAAGGUAGGACACUGCCUCACAAUACCCCCCCCCCCCUGUUACGGCCAUGUUUUAGAUAUAUCUGAUAUCAUCUAAUACAACAUCGCAUCGUUUACAAGAAUCUCAAUACUUCUUAAAGAGACAGUAGAGAGCGAGAGCUUGAAAAUUUAUAUAAAUUUAGAUAGGUUAACUAAUUUUUGUAUAUAAAUUUUCGGAUCCGGGUUUUAAAAGGACCAUUUUUGCUAAUUCAUAUAACGAUCAUAUAAAAAUGAUUAGCAUAAAGUGGUUAUUUUAAUCUCCUGGAUCGUACCUUAAGAUGUUCGCUGCCUGAUAUCUCAUAAUACAGGGUACCUAUCCUGGUUUGGGAAUCAAGCAUAAGGGAAAUAUUAUUUGAUAAAAAAAACUUAUAAACAUUAGAAAUAUACUUAAUUUCUCUUAUAGAAGUCUCCAAACCUACUAAAAAACUCGGUAACUGUGAUUUGUCAUAAUAAUUUUAACUAUAUUCAAGCGUAAAUCCCUCGCGGGGUAGACAGAUGACUGGAUGCCAAAGGCCUCUAUCCUUGUAUAUCUUGGUUUUCAUACCUCAUGCAAUACGAUAGUUUUGGAGACUAUCAAAUAAUAAUCUUUAUAUACUUAAUAUUCAUAAUUUUUAGAUAUUUAAUAUUUAUAUCCAUAUUACUUGCAAAUAUUUUAAAUACACUAUAAGGACUUGACGCAAUGAAAAAUUUUGCAGGUAAAUACUACCAACAUACCUGCUUCUUUAUUGGCGACGUUUCAACGUAAAUUGCACCACGUCGUGGGUAAUAAUACCACGUCAUCGUGCCUUAAAUCCCGAUAACGUAUUUAAAAUAUGUGUAAAGUUUAAAAUUAACUACUUGCAAAUAAUUAUAAUUUAUAAAGAAUCUCAAAUUUGAUAUUAUAAGUGUAACGUGAGGUAACAUGUUCACAAUUUGUCCAUUUUUGUAAUGCAACUAACAAUGUGCCAUUAUUGUUAUAUAAAUACAAGUGAGAGCGGCUCCUUCAUAUCUUGUAUAGAGUUAUUGCAAUUUUAUCAUUAAUAAAUUAUAUUAACUGA